Molecule: messenger RNA, 216 nt
Organism: Pieris macdunnoughi
Lineage: Eukaryota; Metazoa; Arthropoda; Insecta; Lepidoptera; Pieridae
Source: the annotation of a GenBank genome assembly
AUGAAUAAGUUAUACCAAGAACAACUUACAGAAAUGGAGUUUGAAAGAACAGAGGAAAAGUACCGUUCAAUAAAAGAAAAAUUGAGUCAGGCCUACAAAGACAUAAUAAUCGAAACACCAAAGGCAAGUACUAGUGCGAGCGAGUCUGAGGAACAAGAGCGGCUGGAAGACAAGAAUCGGCUCAGUCACCACAAGGGUUUAAUAUCAAUGCUAUAA